CGCGGUUGCUACAGACGGGCAGAAAAGUGUAUCUACAAGUCCAUAUGUACGAGCAUUAAAUAAACUACGUCAGAACCAUUAUUCGAACCGACUGGUACGACAGUGUACUAUCAGAGAGGGAGAGACCUGUGCUGUUGCACAGCAAACUGGCCCGAAACAGAUACAGAGUUGGUUUAGUUUCAAUUCACGAGCGAGGUCCAAUCUAGAUUUUCUGGACAACUUUAUUUUAAAGUUUAGUCCAGGGCGCUGCGAGAGUGGAAAGGCGAAAACUAUGACCAUACUAUAGUGUAGAGUGUAAAACUAGAAUUGUGCUAACUAUUUACUUCACGUUAUCAUUGUCGGUUGGUGUUGCUCACAAACAAGAUGUAGUGAUGUAGUCAACGGAAAAAAGUCAAAAGCAAUCCGAAAUCUGAAUUUUAGGCAAAAUAAAUUACGCGACACUUUUUAAAUUAGCAUAAGAGAGAUAGAGAGGAAGUUUCAAUGCCAACAAGUGGACAAAGCCAGCGUGAAUGUAAAGAACUUUGAAUUAUCGGAAAAUUUUCGUGGUCUUAGGACUUUUCUUAAAAUAUUGGAAGAAGUCGUGCUUAAAAGAGUGUUUUGGUGCAAAAACAAUUCUAAAAAAAUUUUUCUCAAGAUGUUUGUGGAGUAAAAUUGAGAUUAAAGUGCGAAUAAAUUAGUGAAUUAAUUUUAAUUAAUUAAUGUGAAACCACUAAAAAAUAACUGCAGUUAACUUCAUAACAAUGGCAACGUUCUACAGCUAUUUAGUGAUUGCGUUAGCCACCCUCUAUGCCUCCAGCAACGUCUUGGCUAAGCAAAAAGGUGCAACGAAUAUCGAUGAGCUUCGUGCUCAUUAUAUUGACCUGGAAAAGAGCCUCUGGAAAUAUCUGGAGCAACGAACCGAUGCCAAUCAAAACCAAAAACUGAAGAAAGUUUUCGAAUCAAAUCGGAUAUUUACUUUGCAAAAUUUCCGGAAGGAAUUCAUUUACGAUAAAUAUUUUCCAUUGCAACGAUUUUAUGAAUGGUCAUUGUUGGAGAUUGAUUUCAGAAUUAUCAAUGAAUUGUUUCAAUAUUUCCGGGAGACUUUGAUAAAAUACGAAAAUGGAAAUUAUGAUGAGCGUGCAACGAGGGAUUUGGCGGAAUCUGUUUUGGAUGAUCCAAAAAUAUCUAUCAAAAAUACAUCUAUUAAAAUUCAUAAUGUGAUGACGUUACAGGGGUUCUAUUACCGCUCUAUAGGGGCUUCAAACGAACAAAUAUGCGCCACAAAGCAAUCUCCACAACAGUUUUUAUAUUCACUCUACAGUGAUAUUACACUAACCGAACUAAAAGGCUAUGCAAUGAUGCAGUUUUCGUGGAUGAUAUUAAAUAUCUAUGACAAAGGCAACUUCACUGACGAAGCCAAACUGAUGCGAGCUGAUUUUGAAAAACGUAGUAUUGAGUCACAAGAAAUGGUGAAACAAGUAAUGCAACGCGCAGAUCGUGUACUUUGGACCUGUGAUCCUCCUGUUUAUGUGAAAGGCGAAACUUACGACGAAGUUACGCGUCUGCUACAAGGAUACAUUGAAAAUGAGGUGGACAUGAACCCAGAUCACACUUGUCGUGAAAAUUGCGGAUACUAUGUCGAAAGUAAGAGUCAUGGUUGUUUCAAGGACCUCUACUGUUCUCGUCAGCCACGAUGCAAUGGAAAAAUAUUGAGUUGCACUUAUGUAGACUCAGAUAUGUGGAUUUGUCCAGCCUCCGAGAAAAGCACCAGACGAUAUGAGUACAUAACAUACGAAAAUGGACGAAGCUUGGGCAAGCCUGGCCAUUGUGUCAGAGGAACAACAAAAGUUGAUUCCUGGUGGAGAUGGCUCUUCUGGCAUUGCAGCUAUUGCUUCUGCCUCUGCGACGAACAAGGUGUCAAAUCAGACAGAUACUUCAACUUGCGCGAAACUAUAUCAGAUGUCGACAAAAACAAGGUCGUUACUGGCUUACGGUUUGUCAAGAAGAAUCGUGUCUUCCAUUUACAAAUACAACAAGGUGAAUUGGCACCACGUGGCAACAUCAAUGAGACCUCCCUUCAGUGGAAACCAGUCGAAGAAUACAAGAUUUUCGAUCUUAAUGUCAGCCCAGGGAUUGAUUACCACACAUUGACUGCAUCCAGCCGAGCUGUAGAUUUGGAUGACUUAAUGGCUGAUGUACCAAGUUACAUUGUAACCGGCGUUAAAUUCCGUGUAGUUGGGGCACAUUUGAAUCUUGAAAUGCGUAUCACUGAAUUCGACUUUGAGGCUGGAAAGUUGGUUGAACCGCAUGUCACAAGCUAUUGGAUUUCAAACGAUAACACUGAUGUGAGCGGCAAUCGAAGAACUGAAGUCAAACUCAAAUCACCCGACGUGUCAACGAAUUCUCAAGUUAAAUCGGUCCCGAAAUCCUCCCACAAUCAAUACAUACAUUUCGUAAAUACAGAUAUGGAUAAGGACGCAGCUCAGAAUACAGUGCCGUUUAUCGAUAUUCAAGAUGUUGUGUCAAAUCCUCCGGUACCACUGUCGGGGGUUGGUCUUUACCAUAAAGGACAAGAUCAAUAUGGUGGCUUCCUAGCACCUAAAGUGAUUACCUACGAUUUCUCACCACAUAUUCAAUCACCAAGUUUUGAUAACCAAACCAACUAAUCAUAAGGUGGUGAUAUUCUCACUGCAUUUGUAGAAUAGACCCGCCAAAUGCGUUUAUAUUUAAGUAUUUAAAAUAAAAAUUUAUUACAUUACA
Messenger RNA from Hermetia illucens (black soldier fly), 2739 nucleotides. RefSeq lists its product as uncharacterized. The transcript has 7 exons. The record is from RefSeq and is a predicted model, not a curated record. NCBI's taxonomy places the organism in Eukaryota, Metazoa, Arthropoda, Insecta, Diptera, Stratiomyidae. Bases 741 to 2645 code for a protein of 634 amino acids.